This is a messenger RNA of Striga asiatica, 651 nucleotides long. The record is from the annotation of a GenBank genome assembly. NCBI's taxonomy places the organism in Eukaryota, Viridiplantae, Streptophyta, Magnoliopsida, Lamiales, Orobanchaceae.
AUGGGAGGUCUCGGGGUGAGUGGGAAUGUUAAGGAGGCUAGUGUGGUUUAUGACAGGGAAAGUGGGAGGUCUCGGGGUUUCGGUUUCGUGACGUAUAGUUCGUCAGCCGAGGUCAACAAGGCCAUUGAAUCGUUCGAUGGGAUGGAAUUUAAUGGAAGAUCUAUUCGAGUUAGCCGUGCUGAGUCUCGCCCGAGGCGCGACUUUAGAUUCCGAGUUAGGAAACGGGGACUCGUUUUCUUGGAAAUUCACUCGAUUCUAGACGAAGCUCAAUUUCUCUCGGUCGAGCAAGUGCUGAAAUCUCUUGUGGAAGGCAACGCGAUCGGUAAGGAGUGCUCGGGAGUAGUCUAUCGCAUGGAGCUCGAAAACGGCGAAGUGAUCCAUGUGAAAAAGCUCUGGUCGACACGAUGCGUGCCGGUUUUAACAACAACGACAGCCGGUUCGAUGCAGGUGGGGUCCGUGACUCAUUCUCGAAGGAGGCAAAGACACUCGGGUCCAUCUGGGAAUAUCGUCAAGUUUUUGGGCUGCUGCUCAAACCGCAACACAAGGCUGCUUAUGUACGUUUACAUGCCAAACGAAAGCCUCUGGAGCCUGCUUCACGAGCACAGACGAGGCUGCCUGGAGUGUAACGUGAUGCUGCUUAUGUACGAUUAA